Scutellospora calospora is the source of this 993-nucleotide messenger RNA. Lineage: Eukaryota; Fungi; Glomeromycota; Glomeromycetes; Diversisporales; Gigasporaceae. The record is from the annotation of a GenBank genome assembly.
AAUAAGAAUAAAUAUGAAGAAAGUGAAGAUGGAUAUGAAGAAGAAAAUGAGUAUGAAGAUAAUAAUAAUGAGCAUAUGCAAGCUAUUAAGAAACAACGUACUAGUUUAUCAACAUCUACAUCUAUUCAAUCAGAAACAUUAGAACUACAAGAAAUUCACUCAAAUAUUAUUAGUAAUUGUUUAAUAUUAAGUGUUAUCUCUUGUAGUUCUAAUUUAGAUAAAAUUGAAAUAUACCCUGAGAAAUGCAAAGCAAGGCUUAAAAAUCAAACAAAAACUGCUAUGAUUGAGCCAGUUAAUAUUAAUCAUAUUAGAAAAUUAAUAAAAACAAUUAAAUUUCCAAAAUUUGAACCUAUAGAUUUAGAAGAAGCUAUAAAUAGACCAGUUAGUCCAUUAAGUUUCUUAAUUAAUUAUCAAACUUCUGAAAAUAAUAUUCUCAAAGGAAAUAAGUUGAAAGUUGCUAAAUUAUAUUCAGAUUUUCGAUUAUUAGAAAAAGGUCUUCCAGUAGUGGCUCCUUUUUUUGAUCCCAAUUCAGGUGUACAUAAGUCUGAAUACUAUAAAGAACUUAUUGAACAGUUAAAAAUUAUAGUGAUACAAGCUUCUACUACAAUUCUAACAACAUUUCAUUGUUCUUUAGUUAAGGGUGCAUUAGAUUUAGAUUCUUAUUUAGAAUCUUAUUUUAAACAAAAUAAUUCUGAGGAGCCUAAAUUAAUUCAAGAGCAAAUUAUAUCAUUAAGAAAAACACCAAGUGUUUUUAAUGAACAAUUAUUAAAUAAUAAAACAAAAACAAUUGAAGAACAAUUAGAAUUAUCUAAUAACUUAAUGAGUAAAUGUUAUACUUCUAUUAACAAUUUAGAUGUUUUAACAUAUACUUCAGAAGUAUCUAGAAGAACAUCUUUAAGAAAACUUUUUGAAUUUCAGCAGUCCUAUGUUUAUUUGAAGGAAUGGAUUGGAAUAUUAGCUAACUGGCAAAAAGGAACAAAAGCAGUAUCACAA